Messenger RNA from Stegastes partitus (bicolor damselfish), 6846 nucleotides. RefSeq names its product probable G-protein coupled receptor 21. The record is from RefSeq and is a predicted model, not a curated record. Bases 979 to 2211 code for a protein of 410 amino acids. Gene Ontology annotation, molecular function: G protein-coupled receptor activity. Gene Ontology annotation, cellular component: membrane. Lineage: Eukaryota; Metazoa; Chordata; Actinopteri; Pomacentridae. Gene Ontology annotation, biological process: G protein-coupled receptor signaling pathway. The transcript has a single exon.
CCACGGGGGGAAGGGAGGAGCCACAGUGCCGCUGUUUCUGUAGAGAGAGGCAGAGGCAGCCAGAAGGAGUGUGAGAAAGAGGCAGCAAAGGAGGAUAAAUGAACACGGGGGGUUCUCCCAGCAUCGGUAUGCCUGCCUUCCUGACUUCCACCCCAGACGUAGUUGCUGCUCGUCCGAACUGAAAUAACAGCUGAGGUGUGUUUGUAUGUGUGCGUUUUAAACAUCAGUCAUCCCGCACGCUGCCUUCAUCCCCUCAGCUCCCGGCUCUCUGCUGUGAUCUUACUGCGAAGGACCAGACAGAAACUGAGACAAGAGCAAGCGGAGAUGGAAGAGUGGUGAAGAGAGGGUGAAAGAGCAGCAAGAAAGCAGAGGAGAAGAGAAGGAAGACGACAAGCAGGCUCAAGGACAGGAUCAAAAGGAGAAAUUAUGUGUAAUCUUUCCCGCAAUUUUUGUAUGCAGCACCUGAAACAAAAAUGUGUUUUCACCGGACACGGUGUCUGUGACUCUGUGGACUACAGACAGAUAAGAGAAGCCUUCAAUCUGGGAUUCAUGCAGCUGCAACAGAUGUUGAAGACAUCUCAGACUUUAUAGGGAGUGGAGGCAUUUCAAGCAUAACUUGGACCGGAAUUCCUUCAAAGUCACAUUUUUGUCUAUUUUCUUUUUUGUGCCUUUAGCUGGGAAGUGCGCUUCACUGAAAGAGAACGGACGAGGAAUACCCAUUUGAGUGUGUGUAACCAGUUCUGCCUGUACUGAGGACAAUUCCAGAGGACUUCCUCACCUUUCUUUGUCCUCUCCAUCCUUCCUGCGUUUAAAAUGGUAGAUGGCAGCUGUCUCGUCGUGAAACCGCAGCAUGGAGCUUUUUACUUGGACUGAAACCACACAGCGACUUUCAGAGCCAGCCAGCUACCUGACAAAAUAGUGGGUUCUUGGAUUCAUCGUACCCACAAAGGGCCCCUCAGACACGUAUUCCUGCCCAAGAUGAUGAAUUCCUCCCUGGAUCCACUGAACCAGAGCUCUGCUGACUCAUCAAACUUAUCUGCUCCCUUCUGCUUACUUGAGAUAGGCUAUUCCCAAAUUUUCACCACCUGCCUCCUUGAAGUCUCUAUCAUACUUCUCCUCACUGUGCUCAUUAUUUCCGGUAACCUGGUGGUGAUUUUCGUGUUUCACUGCGCCCCGUUGCUCAGCCAGCACACCACCAGUGCUUUCAUCCAGACAAUGGCAUACGCUGAUCUGCUGGUGGGAGUCAGCUGCCUUUUCCCCUCCCUGUCCCUGCUCCAUCACCUCCAGGGCCUCAACCCCAAACUCACCUGCCAGGUGUUUGGGUACAUGGUGUCUGUUCUAAAAUCCGUUUCCAUGGUGUCUUUAGCGUGUGUGAGUGUAGACCGCUACAUCGCCAUCACACGACCUUUGACUUAUGCAUCCCUGGUGACGCCUUGCCGUGUGCGCUGCUGUAUUGUUCUAAUAUGGCUGUACUCUGCUCUGGUGUUUCUCCCCUCUUUUCUCGGAUGGGGGAAACCUGGUUACCACGGCGAUGUGGUAGAGUGGUGCGCAAAUGAGUGGAGCACUCAUCCGGCUUUCACAACCUUUAUUGUUGCACUGCUCUACGCCCCAGCUGCUCUCACGGUCUGCUUCACCUAUGCCAACAUCUUCAAGAUCUGCCGACAGCACACCCGAGAAAUCAGCGAGCGCCACGCUCGGUACCGGCCCCAACAGCUGCAGGGCCCGGGGACGACUCCGGGAUCUGUGAUCAAGGACAACAGUGCAGUAGAGCAAGGGCAGUUGCCCCACUUGUCCCAACCACAAAAGCCUCAUCACCAGUAUCAGCAGCCCACAUCGACAUACCCAGACAAACGCUACGCGAUGGUGUUGUUUCGCAUCACCAGCGUGUUUUACAUCCUCUGGUUGCCCUACAUCCUCUACUUUCUGUUGGAGAGCGGAGGGAUCUACCAGAGCCCUGCAGCCUCGUUCCUCACCACAUGGCUGGCUAUCAGCAACAGCUUCUGCAACUGUCUCAUUUACAGCCUCUCCAACUCUGCCUUCAGAAAGGGCCUCAAACGCCUCUGCUCCUUCUGUUUACAGAGCAGUAGUGGUGGCUUUGGGGUUAGGAACACCAAAAAGGCUUUCGUUGGUUCUGUUGAAAAGGGGUGUGCAGGGCCGGGAUAUGGAUAUGGCCACGGGGAAGUGGGAAUUGGUACAACAUGUCAUGUGUAGUGCAAAAACAGACAAAGGUGUUGUGCCAAAUUGGCAUUUCAAAUUCCACAAAAUGCUUGGGGAAAUCGCUGUAAAAUGUUGCUAAAAUGUGCUGUAAAGAGAUUGAAGGAGGUGUCGGUCUGGCACUGCUGUUCCCUUCACAUUUGGAGGUCACACAGACAUCCUCUCAGCACAGGUCGCAGCUGGCAAAGACGGAGAAUGACAGUCAAGGACAAAGCAAGAAGGAAAGGAAGGCCUAAAUUUCCCUUCGUGAUGUGUUUCUAAUGGUCAAGGAAACACAGCGUGCUGUGUGUGGACAGGAGUGACAGAUGGAAGGAGCUGGAUGGAAAGGAGGAGAACAAGGCGUCUGUACACGUGAACUCUUUUUAGGAUGAACUAAAUGUUUAUCUGCUGGUUCUUUGGAAGUGAAUCCUUAACUUAUUUUGUUUAAAACAACAAAAUGUUACAAGAAAAGCUGUUUGUGCUGUUUGUGAAUCACUUUGUGUUGAAUGCAACCAAGAAGACAUGAAUGCAAACAGAUCAAGUGACUGACUGCUGUGAUUUAGUGAUGUUGUACUGAGGUGAGAGGCCAAUAGCAAGCUCUUUAAUUUUACUUUUAUCUGCUCUUACCCCCUCAGUAUUGAAUAUUUAAAAAUGAUACAACAGUGUGUUUCGUGUUGUCUCUUGCUAUUGAUUGAUUGAUUGAUCGAUUGACUGAGCUGAGUUUAAAAGAAAUGGAAAGAAAUGGUGUUGGUAGAUCUAGAUCUAGACAACACAUUGUUUUAUAGGUUAUUUGCAUUGACUGAACUGAGAAUGAUUCGUCUGAAGACAAGACAUCUGUUCAUGAACUUUGAAUUUUUAGAUUAUUUAUUGAUGUUGUUGAGAAAAUGUUGUGUCUUUAAUUAAGUUGUGGGUUCACACAAUGCGCCCAUCGUUUAUAAUAUGACCUGCCACCCAGCUUUGGUGUACGACUGUUAACCUGACAUAAAGCAAAUGUAAUUUUUAGUGAAUUUCAAGUAAUAUUUCAGAUCUUUCUCAAUUUCAUUGCACCUUUUUUUUGGAUUGUGUAGCUGAAGUUAUUUUGUAAGUGUUUCCAAGGCAAAGAAAGACCAAGAAAGGAUGUAUUUUUACACUUAUUUUAUACUGAUUGUUGGUACAUCUUUGAGCUGAUUUUUUUUUUUUUUGUAAAGGCUUUUGAUUGAAGGUAAAAAUGUAAAGCAUUUAAUUGGAUAACCCUUUAGCUAUGAUCUUAUUUCUGGCAGAGAGGAAGAGUCUGAUAAGAAAUCAGACGUGUGUGAUUGUAAAGAUUUUACAUUUACGUCAUUGCGCAGAUAAUUACCUUGCUGUAAAUGUAGGUAUACGCCGUAUCGUGACUGCAUUAUUGUGCCUGCAUUUGGGGACUAGUGCACAUGCACACGCACAGAUGCGCACACCAACACAGGAGGAUCACAUGCAAACAGAACAGACAAACAGCCCAUUCACUUUGUCAGGAGGUCGACCUCUGAGCAGCACCAUGAGGCGAGUUUUGACCCCCGAAUUUCUGAGAUUUGCAGUCGCAUGUGCGUGCACAUCUACACGCAUGCACUGAUUGAAGUUUGUUUUUGUCAUCUUGUUUAAUUUUUUUAUAUUUGUAGGUUAAUUUCACCCCUUGAUGCUAAAUACAAAAGAAUCAAGAACGAUAAUUAGCUGAAAUGAAUCCAAGCGUACAUACUCUGAAAAAUGAUUUGUGUCUAUGAAGACUCACGUCACAUGUUUAUUUAGGGGCAAAUAUUCUAGCUUUAUAUAUCUUAUCUAAUCUACCAAAGAAAGUUCAAUAGAUAAUAUUGGAAUAUAAUAUUUUUCUAAAUGUCUAAUAUAUGAAGAUUUAGUAAUAUGCUAGUGGGUUUUACACAAAGUUUGUGUGAAAGGUCCACUGCGCUGUGUUGGCUCAGUGAUGCCUUGUGUGCAUGAUUAUGACUGUUUCUCAGAAUACCGUGACAUAAUGUUGCCUUGAUAUAAAAAUGAACAUGAAGUGUUGGGGGAAAACAUUUUCCGCUAACAACAAGGGAGGGCUUAGUUCGUAGACCCGUGACUGUUUUUAGAGGACAGACUGGCAAUUAUAUGCAUAUUCAGAGCUGUAAAUGUGUAUUAGCCGAACCUCUGACAUUUGAGUCCACAUUAAUUGAACCUGAACCACAUUUGUUGUGCAAAAAUAAUCCAAACCGGGACUGUUAAUUCAGGUCUGCUCCAUAGUUUGUGGUUAUUUUUCCCUCUUCUCUGUAAAACUGAAAAUAAGCAAACACGUGACUCAAAACGGUUUAUUUUUUAAAUUAUUUUGCAUGUAUUUGUUCCUGUGUACCUGACACAUAUGAGUGUGUGUGUGUAGGUAUGUCAGGAAGUGACCAUUGGCUGAAUUUGGACUGUUCAAGGUGUUCUAGCAAGGGUGCUAACAAGAGUUAUCACCUGUCAUUGCUUUCUUAGCGGCACAUUCCUUCCCUCCAGUAUACUGUAUUUUUCUACUGUGUGUGUAUGUGUGAGUGUGACGUACAGUGGUAGAUAGGUUCACAUGUUGUCUUUGAAUAUACUGGCUGUCGUCCGCGCAGCAUUGCCAAAUAUUGUAAUCUUUCCUGUUUGUACCUGAUUUCGUUCCACUAUUUGAACAAUUGCCAGUGUACAGAAAAUGUCGUAUUGAAUGUCUGAUUGUCAAAGUACAGCGAAUUUAUUUUGUACAAUCACUUAAUUUCUUGUCUGUUCUCUUGUGAAGUGAUAGAUGUUGCACAGUCUUGGUAGGUUUAGGAGCAUGCUUACUGAUUGAAAUGACUGAAGUUGUGUCUUUAUAAAUUGAUUUGUAUUUUCUUUUGGGCGUGUCUCUGCUGUAAACGUUGUCAUUUUUAUUUGGAAGGCCGAUGCGGUUCACUUCUUAAAGGAUGUUAAUUCCCACAACAGUUAAUGAUACAGUUCCGUAGAGAAUCUGUAUUGAGGGCAAAGCGUUUAAGGAAACGAUCGUUCCUAAAUGCGCUCACAUUAGUGGCCACGCACCCACAUUCACAUCCUUUUUGUGGAAAAACAAUCGACUUUCAUCCUCUCUAGAAAAUGACACUGGUGACUGUCAGGAACUAUGGUGCCAACAAGAGGAAACAGGGGCGCUAAAUCUGGUCUAGGAAGUCAUGUGUAGCUUAAGUGCAGCCUUUUUCGAUGAAAGAAGGACAAAAAACUGGUGGUGAGCUCAAUAAUCAGUAGGUACAGUUACAACAUUAAUCAGUAAAAUCAGGAAGGCCGUUAACAGGUGAACUGAUAUGUAGGCAUGAAACCAUAAACAAGCAACAGGUGCAAAGAAGGAAGAUUAAAAUGGGCCUCACUUCCAUAACCAGUGUCUACUUUAUUUCCAGAGUCUUUUUAUUGUACACAAUUGCUUUGACUGUAAUGUAAACACAUGAAGAGAUUUAACUUUAUUUUAAACCUUUUACAGUUUAUCCAGAAACGUUAGAGUGCAGCUGCUGCUUAUUUAGCUUCUUCUGGCAUAUCAUUGUGUUGGCAAACAGCUUUAGGUGCAUCACAACUUUUCUUUAGUACCCAGAUGUGUGUCUGUCUUGGGAACAGGCAGAGUCAGAAUAUAGCUGUAAGUAGCUGUAGCUGUUGUCACAUACUGUUGUGACUGUGACGUUCAAAAGCGUAAUUUCUUAUCUUUCUUUAUGAUCAUAAUUAUUAUAUUUUUUAGCUGCGUUACAGUAAGCCUCUGCACUACUUUUCUUAUGUGCCACAUGGUAACAGCAAAUUAUCAGACUGACUUAUAAAGUGACGGCUCGUCUUAUUCUUUUUGCAGAAAAGCCUACUUGUGAGUGUUUAGUGUUGGCAGCUUGGGACCCCAGACUCUGUCUUCGUGUAUACUCGUUGAACAGCAGCUCUACCUUUUGAGGGUUUGUUGUCUUCCCUGUCUUCGUGGGAACAAAUCGUCAACUUUCCAACUGAUUUAAAAUCACAAAUGUUAGGUGAUUCUCUUCUCCACUUAUCUUAUGUGGCCUUUUGCAGCAACAUGUGUGUGUUUUGGCCCUUCAUAUGUCAGCUACACAACCUUCUUCCUGUAGCUGAAUGGGGUUAUUUAGCAGAUUAGGGCCGACCCAAGUUAUCACAAAUUACAUCAGCUUAUCGUCGUUAGGAGAGUAUUUUAUUUUUAAUAAUCAACAAGAUGGCUUUAUCACCCAGCCCGACUCUAAAUAGGCAGAAACAUUAAUGACUGGCUCAUGACACGGCUGUUCUAAGGGGGAGAUCAUUAUCACAUUUCACAUGAAACGGAUCACUGUGUGACUUAACCUUGGUCCUAAAAUAUUCCAAACAAAGGAAUUUCAGUCCGACAAUUUGUUUUUGUCCGCAGUGAAUGCUGAAAAUUUCUCACAGUGAACAAUGGGGUCUUUGUUAGCUCCAGAUUGAGAGCAUGAAGCCAUUACUAUGUUGAAUAAUGACAACACAUGUCAUUUUUUCACAAUGGCGUCGAAUUUAUUUUAAGGUUUCGUGUAAGACGGCUGCUUUUUUACAGAUGGUGAAUGUUGGUCAAACAUGUUUAAGUUUGCUGAAAGCGAGUCUUUUCAUCACGUGAUGCUUUGUAACCUGUAUGGUUUUGUAAGAUGUACACGUUGUGUAUCUGUACCGAGCAAAUAAAUGUGAUAUGGUCUCAGUGUC